Molecule: messenger RNA, 1842 nt
Organism: Rhizophagus irregularis DAOM 181602=DAOM 197198
Lineage: Eukaryota; Fungi; Glomeromycota; Glomeromycetes; Glomerales; Glomeraceae
Source: RefSeq, a predicted model, not a curated record
AUGAAAUAUGCAAAUGGAGGGGAUUUACAUAAUUAUUUACAAGAGAAUUUUACAGAGAUUACAUGGAAGAAAAAAUUGCACAUUUUGUGGCGAAUUUCAGAUGGACUUCAAACUAUUCAUGAAAAAGAUUUCGUACAUCGAGAUUUUCAUAGUGGAAAUAUAUUGAUUGAAAUAAUUGAAAAUGAUUCAUGCAAAAUAGAUCAAUAUCUAAUCGGAGAUUUAGGAUUAUCACAGCCUGCAAAUGACAUUCCACAUGAUAGCAGUAUAUAUGGAGUAAUACCUUAUAUUGCACCAGAAAUAUUUAAGGGCGUCAAAUUUUCUAAAUCAUCUGAUAUUUAUUGUAUGGGCAUGAUUAUGUGGGAAUUAACAACUGGUUGUAAACCUUUUGAUAAUGUUGAACAUGAUAUUGAUUUAAUUUAUAAAAUUAUUGAUGGAAAACGGCCUAAUAUUACUGACGACACUCCCGAAGAUUUUGCUAAUUUAAUGAAAAGAUGUUGGAAUCCUGAUCCUAAAAUGAGACCUUCAGCAACUGAUGUUUGUGAAAUUUUUAAUUCUUGGUCAAAUAUGGGAAUGGAUGCCGAAUAUUUUAAUCAAGCUGAAGAAAUAAGAUUAGAAUUUAUAAAAUUAAAAAUGCUUGGACCAGAUUUUAAUGAAAAACCUCAUCCAAAAGCAAUUUAUACAAGCAGAUCAUUAAGUUCUUUAACCGGUUCACCUUCAAUUUUAACGUUUAAUACGAAACCAAAUAAUAGACUUAUUGAAGAAUCAAUCAACAAUAAAGAAAGUGAUUUUUGUGGUACACGAUUUGUCCAAUUUACGAAAAAGGAUUCUAAUUCUUCUGGAAGUAAAUUAAAUCGUACGGUAAAUAUAGAUUCAGAACUUGAUAACUUUCAGAAAAUGAUUAUUGAUUGGGCAAAUAAAUUUAUUAAUUUAUUUACACCAAUUGCAGAUACUGAAAUGAAAUACCCAAAACUACACAAUUGGCAACAUCACAUUAUUGAUGCUAUACGAAACUAUGGUACAAUUAAUGGUUUCACGACUGAAACUUAUGAGUCGUUACAUAAAUUUUAUAUUAAAGCUCCAUAUAGAAUGUCCAAUCGGCGGGAUGCAACUUCACAAAUAAUUAAUUUGGUGCGACAUGAUAGUAUUUUAAAUUAUCUCCAAAAAAUAACAUCUCCACCUUCAAUCAAGAAGCAUCGUCAAAUUAGAACAUUAGGUGGAAUCGAGGGCAGCUUUACAUUAGAUACCUUUAAUGACUUUGUUGAUGAAUAUAGAACUACUCACUUUUUAGCAUUAGAAGCUGAAAAAGCAUUUGAAGUAUUAAUUGACUCAUUAAAUCAAUAUUUUGAUCUUAUCGAAAAUAUUACUAAUAAAGAUAUUGAAGCAACAAUUAUUAAGUGUGAUAUUGCAAUUAAUAUGAACAAAGAGGAGGCUGAAAAAUAUAAUACAAUUGAUGGAAUUUUAAUGUUAUUUGGAUUAAAAAUUCCCAGUCAUGAUGAACAAGAAUUGGCAUUAGUUCAUUGGUAUAAUUUUAAAUACAAUGACUUACACAGCUUAUUUAAAUAUGAUUGUACAUAAGUAAAACGUAUUCCAAUGUUUACUGUUAUAGCAAUUGAAUCUAUUAUUGAACCUGUUCACAUUAUUCCAUGUUUCAAUAAAACAAAUGAAUAUUUUGUAAAUUAUUUUAUUUUUUAAAUAUAGUUCAUCUAUUUUUUGAGAUUAGUUAGGUACUGUAUGUUUUUCUUUUUUGUAUUUGUUUCUUGUGUUUUAUUUUCUUACUAACUUAUUUUAUUUCUUUUAUUCUUUAACUUUAUGGGUUUUAUUUUUUAUGGAAUUAUGGUUUUC